AUUUGGCCGGGAGGAAUUAGACCGAGCACCUGCUCUGUAUGAAUAUGCAUCACAGCGGCCCUGCCUGCCUCCUCUGUCUUUCGCGCUGCCUCGCUCUUUUCACGUCUCCCAGUCACUCCAAGUGUGUUGUUGACCAACCUUUUAGCUGCCUCCAUCUAUAGCCGGACAAAGGCCUUUGAGAGCAGCUCAGACUGGGCCACGAGGACCAUUGUGCUGUUAACAAUGUUGUUUAGCUCUGGUGAACGCUGCUGAUAUUGUGUCCCGGAGCUGAUGUCUGUGUGUCAAGCAGAAGCAGCUGGCUGAUGGAAGCCUAUCCACAGCUGCUCGUACAGCGUGCACGGACGUGACUUUGAAUCGCCAUUCAGACCACAAUGAUUUUCUGGAGGAGAAUCCAUCUGAACGUUCUUGUUAUAUGUGCUAUAAGCGCUGAUACGUCCCCAAACAUCCAGUAAUCUUCGCUCGGUUACUCUGAAAUAAAGUGAGAGAGCCGUCUGGCACACAGGGUCCAGUUCUGAUGUCGUGCUGUGUUCUGGUGUGGCUUUGUUAAUGGGUCCAGUUUGACUCUGACCACAGUUAUGCGAACCAUAGAGAAAUGGAGGCAUGCGUGUGUUUUUAGCCCGACGGCGGUCUCAAAUUUGUCUCCGCUGGGAGACGGCUUAGUCACAACACUUUGAGAAAGUCGAAUUCCCGGGAAGUUUUGCUUUUUUGUUGCUUUUUAAAUCAACUCCCUUCAAAUUAGGACUUCCUUCCCGGCCAACAGAAACGUUCAAAAGGCUCAGGCAUGUCGCUGUCCCGCUCUUUUUAUAUUCUUCUACACUAAACAUGCACACAUCUCUCUCUUGGGGGUGGUUGGCUGCCUCCUUGGCCUCCUCUUGGGGUCAUUGUGGUAUUUAGGGUCAGACAAGAGCUCCAGUCAUUGCGCCCUCAGCAGUGCCUCCCAGGCAGCGCUGCAGCCAUUACACGCCAGCUUGUCUCGGCCAAUCCCCUCAGACUGCUAUGGAAAACCGCCUGGGCUGCAGCGGACCCUGCAUCCUGCUCCUUGCCAACGGAAAAGCUGGAUGUAGGAAAAACAACACGUUGGAGUAGUGGAGCCUUUCUGCGCUGGACGAGCGUUAUAAAACAUCCUCGCCUCUCUUCCUGAGAGAGCUCUUCUGUCGAGGACCUUUCACUUUUUCCUCUCUGGUUUUUCCUCUUGGCGCUCCGUUACCCAGGGUUACCCUCGGAGGAUUGUGAUUCGCUGCUCCUCCAAAGCCGGGAGGGAGUUUCCACAUGUCCUCCAGUGUGCCUGGGUGUGUGUGUGUGAGUCAGAUGCAGUGUGUGUGAGUGUUGCUUUAAGACUCAACGAGCCUCCCCAGAGUGAAUCCAGAUCAGAGAACAGCAGCUAGAUUUCUCCUUUGCAAGCUCUUCAAAGAGCUUUUAGAUUAAAGCCCGGGCCACGGAGAUGAGCCAGACGACGGAGGAAUGAGUUUAUUUUGAGAAAUGAGGCGGAGAGUGGCGCGAACAUAGAAGCUCCAGUCUGAGACGAGGCUUCAGAGGGCAGGAUGGGAAAUUCAGAGAGCCAGUACAGCAUUCAGGGUCCCAAAGGCACCAGCUUUAUCUUCCCCGGGAAACAGAAGCCAUAUUCAUUAAAGCUAGGCUCAGCCAAAGGUGAUGCUCUGUCUCCUCAUUCGUGGUGGAAAAAUGCUCCGGUAGGCUCAGGGUACAAGACCAGGUGCGUUGGCCGUGGCUGUCUGUCGCCUCCUAAAAGCCGACAGCCUUACUCUGCCCGGCUCUGUGACUACGUCUCCAAAGGAGUGAGGGGGAGCCCGGCUCAGCACCGCUGGCAUCGGUCCCCUGGAUGCGGCAUAAGGAAGCGGCACAUGUCAGACGAUGAUAAUCCAUACGGGGUUGAACUCAACGGGCACGCCCUGAACGGAGAUGAUGACGAGCACGAGGUUUUAGGGGAACAAAGCAGCCCGCGGGUGGUGAUCAAAAAGGACGGCACGCUCAGGGUGGAGUUCACCAACACCUCGGGGAAUCCUCUCCACCUGGAUGGGGCCACUGGCCCGGUCCAACUCCUCAAGUUCUCCCCCAAUGUGGAGUCGGCAUCGACUCCCAGUCUGCCUGGGUCCAGUGGCAGCAGGCAGGAUGGUCAUCACAGCGCUCCGCUUCCAGCCUCUACUUCCUCCACAGCCAGAACCAGCAAAGGCAGCUCACUGAGCUCUGACGGCUCCUGGUAUGACUCCCCCUGGGGGCCGAGCACAGAGCUGUGUGAGCAGGACCAGCCUUGCUCUGCCAGCAGAACGUUAGCACACUCCCCCAUUCACCAAAUUGUCUCCUUUGCAGAACAGUCCCCCCCUUUGUCCAUCACAGAUCUGUAUAAAGACCCCACAAUGGCUGCGACUUUCCCCACAGCCAGGGACUUGUCCUCCCAGCUACACGAGCCUCCACCGGGCCAGAGGCCACACCGAGCGUCCUUUGCGUCCGUCCUGGACGUUCCUUUGGAAGAAGAAUGCCCAGAGCCCCGCCAGUACUCUUCGUACACCCUGCCCUGUCGCAGGCCCAAAUCGCACACCGUCAGCGAGAACCUGGACCAGUACCGUGACCAGGGGCAACGGCAGGAACAGGUGGGGCCGGAUUUCAUCUUCCAGAAGAAAGACUCCAUCAAAAACCGUAUCAGACGCUUCAGUGACUGGACGGGCAGCCUCAGCCGCAAGAAGAGGAAGUCUCAGUCUCAGGAACCCCGGUACAAGGACCUGAGUGAUACGUUUGACAGUGGGGUGGAUGGUCUGACUGCAGACACCAGCUCCCCCUCCCAGGUCUCCAGCCUCCUCUGGUUUCCCGGAGCCUCCAGGGCCCAAUCUUCAGGAGCCAUUCACCAAACGACCAACGAUGCCCUUCGCCAGAACAUCUAUGAAAACUUCAUGAGGGAGCUGGAGACGGGUACCGGGCAGGGAGGAGGUGAGAGAAGAGUGCCGUCCACCGGCACCGAGGAAGACGAGAGCAGCAGCGAAUCUGCCGAAGGCUCGCUCGAGCAGCUCGACCUGCUGUUUGAAAAAGAGCAGGGGGUGGUUAGACGGGCCGGCUGGCUUUCCUUCAAACCCCUCGUUACUCUGCACAAGGACAGGAAGCUGGAGCUGGUGACGCGGCGCAAGUGGAAGCAGUACUGGGUGACCUUGAAAGGGUGCACAUUGCUGUUCUAUGAAACUUACAGUAAAGGCUCUCCGGAGCAGGAGCUGUCGCCCCGCUACGCCCUCCUGGCCGAGGACAGCAUCGUCCAGGCUGUUCCUGAGCAUCCCAAGAAGGAGAACGUGUUCUGCCUCAGCAACUCGUAUGGAGACGUCUACCUUUUCCAGGCCAGCAACCAGACUGACCUGGAAAACUGGGUGACGGCGAUCCACUCCGCAAGUGCCUCGCUGCUGGCCAAGCGCCAGGGGAAGGAGGAUACGGUGCGCCUGCUGCGGAGCCAGGUCCGCGCUCUGCUGCAGAAGAUCGACAUGGACGGGAAGAUGAAGAAGAUGGCCGAGCUGCAGCUGACCGUAGUCAGCGAUCCAAAGAACCGCAAAGCUAUCGAAAACCAGAUCCAGCAGUGGGAGCAGAACCUGGAGAGAUUCAACCUGGAUCUCUUCAGGAUGCGCUGCUACCUCGCAAGUCUGCAGGGCGGAGAGCUGCCCAACCCGAAGAGCCUGCUCGCCAUUGCCAGCCGCCCCACCAAAACCACCCUGGGACGCCUGGGGAUUUUCUCAGUCUCCUCCUUUCACGCACUGAUCUGUUCCAGAGACGAAGCCACAGUCAGGAGGCGCUCCCUGUCCCUGACUCACAGACAGCGCAAAAGAGGCCUGUUCUCCUCCCUGAAAGGCCUCGACAACCUCACGAGGAGAGGCCGUGACAAGAGACCUUCUGUCUCGCAGGUCUUUGAAAGCGAUGCUGGAGGCCAAUCGUGCGCCCUGCCUCCCAGGAGCACCGAGAGGCUGGACGUGCUGACGAGUAUAUACUCCAUGUCGCCCCCCGAGGGCGGUCUUUGGGACAGCGUCAGCAGUGCCGCAGAUGCGCUGAUGUGUGUCUACAUGCCAGACGGGCUGACGGUCCAAGUUCCCAUCAGAAGAGACCAGGCAGCUGCUGACCUUCUCUGUGCAGCGUGCAAGGUGAAACAGCUGGACCCGGGCGCGCACUGCCUCCGACUGCACAGGCGAGCGGGGCAGCACGUGGAGGUUCGAUACGUGGCUCCCGGAGAGCUCCUCCGUGAUGUGGUCAAUGAUCAGUUGGAGGUGGUCCCGGCUAAUGUGUUUACGCUGCACAUGAGCAGGCAGAGCGGCAGCGGCGACUUCGGUUUUGCAGUAACAGGAUACGCAGACAGCCAGAAGAACAGCAGGGUUUUUGUCAGCGAAGUGCUCCCUGAUGGCCUGGCCUUCAAUGAAGGUCUGCGUCCUGGCGAUGAGAUCCUGGUCCUGAAUGGUCGGUGCGUCCCCGGUCUGGACCUGGCAUUGAUCCAAAUGCUGUUUGCUGAACAAACUGUGCACCUGAGCCUGAGGCGGGAGGGCCCCGUGCUGCCACCUGUGACCUCUGACCAUCUGGCUCCUCCCACUAAACACAGCCAGGAAGUUCGAAGUAAACACCACCGAGCCAAGUCGUCCUCAGAUGUUUGUACUGCAGCUGGCGGUGGCGAAUCUCUGUACGUAGGACUGGAGGAUGCUCGCUCCCACUGCGCACACAGGCCUGUUCAGCACAGCAAGAGCGUGGACACAGUGUGCACUCUCUACCACUCCUUCCAGGAAGGGUCAGGCUCGGGCAGCGGGGGUCUGAUGGAUCACGGCGGGGAACCCUCGGUGAGGCAGGGAGGGGAUUUGGGCUCGAGCCCUACGGGAGACGCUGCCCUGCUCAGACCUUGCCCCAAGCAUAUGACGGCCACAGAGAGGUUACGCAAGGUCAUCCAGGAGCUGGUGGACACGGAGAAGUCCUACGUGAAGGACCUGACCUGUUUGUUUGAGAUCUACUUGAAACCUCUACAGAACGAAACCUUCCUCACACUGGAUGAGAUGGAGAGUCUGUUUGGCAGCCUGCCUGAGAUGCUGGACUUCCAGAGGGUCUUCCUGCAGACCUUGGAGGAGAGAAUUGCCUCGUCACCUGACUUUAGCACCCUGGAGACCCCCUCGCAGUUCAAGAAGCUGCUGUUUUCCCUCGGGGGUUCAUUCCUCUACUACGCCGAUCACUUCAAGCUCUACAGCGGCUUCUGUGCCAACCACAUCAAGGUCCAAAAGGUCCUAGAGAGAGCCAAGACGGAUCAGACCUUCAAAGAAUUCCUCGAUGCCAGGAACCCCACCAAGCAGCACUCUUCCACCCUGGAGUCCUACCUGAUUAAACCAGUGCAGAGGGUGCUCAAGUACCCCUUGCUGCUGAGGGAGCUGGUCUCCCUUACCGACGGCGACAGCGAGGAACACUACCACCUCACCGAGGCCCUGAAAGCCAUGGAGAAGGUGGCCAGCCACAUCAACGAGAUGCAGAAGAUCUACGAGGAUUACGGCUCCGUGUUCGAUCAGCUUGUUGCCGAGCAGACUGGCCACGAUAAAGAGGUCACAGAGAUCUCUAUGGGAGAGUUUCUCAUGCAUUCCUCUGUGGUCUGGCUCAACCCUCAUCCGUCGCUGGGCCGCAUGAGAAAAGACCCCGAAAUGACCGUGUUCGUGUUCAAGAAAGCAGUGAUAUUGGUCUGCAGGGAAAACAACAAGCUGAAGAAAAAAAUGGCCAACCCUCGUUCGGCGCUCUCUCACGGAGAUUCGGACCCCUUCAAGUUCCGCUGGCUCAUCCCGCUCUCGGCUCUGCAGGUCAGAUUGGGAAAUACUGCAGGAACAGGUACGCAGAGCAGCUAUAUCUGGGAGCUGAUUCACUCCAGGUCUGAAGUGGAGGGGAGACCAGAGACAGUCUUCCAGCUGUGCAGCAGUGUGCCUGAGAGCAAGGUCAGCAUCAUCAAGGUGAUCCGCUCCAUCCUCAGGGAGAACGUGAGGAGGAACAUGAAGGGCGAGGGCACGCUGGAGAGGAGCUGUAAGGAGCACCUGGCUCCUCUGAGGAGCACCCUGCCUUCCUCCGCCAGGCUAGGUGGGUUUCUGAAGCGUUCUUAUGGAGAUCUUUCAUCCAGUUUAGGUUGUAUGAAACACUCCACACUCAUUUUUAGUACCAGGCACGUCUUCCUGGGAAGGUUUCCUGUAAAAACAUCUCUUUAUAAAAAUAAUUCUUGUCGAUUGGAAUUUGAAGUCAUUUGGCCGCCUAACGCUCGGCUGGCACUCGGCUGCUUAUGCUGCAAGUGUUCAGCUCAGAUAACAGUGGAAUUUCCAUCCCCACCUUUGUUUCUAGGUUCCUCCAGAGCUUCCUGGUUGUGCAAGCAGCCGCCUGCAGAGCUCUCCACCCAGGGCGAGGCUCCGAAGCUCGGGCCAGACUCUGACGAGGGAAGCCUGAGCAGUGGAACCUACAGUUUGUCCGGGGCUCCUCCAGCCCGCGUGUCCUCCGACUCGCCCAUCUUUCCAGUCCAGCAGAACUGGUCUCAGACACACUGCUCCAACUCUCAACCCCGCUCCACCUCUGUGAAAGAGUCUGACAUUUUGAGCGACGAGGACGACGACGGCUUUAGCGAGGGGGGGACGAGGAGGGACAGCGGAGACAGCAGCUCCCCAACUAGUGCAAUUGAAGCUCAGUUUCUCCAACUUAAACUGUCGGAGGAUUCUGCAUCAGAAGGUGCACCGGCCCCCCGCGUUCAGCCCGAGGGUGUUGGCGACACCCCGGAGAUGCAACCCAAACUAGUGCGAGGCCACUUCACCGCCGUUAAGAGGAAACCGUGCAGUUUCAGGAGGAGCCCGGGAGCCCUGUUGAAGAUGAAGGAGCAGAGCAGGUCACUGGACAGCCAGACGGAUGCAGCGCUGCCGUGUGGAGCCGUGGACCUCAACACGUUGCUGGAGAGAGAGUUCAGCGUCCAGAGUCUGACCUCAGUAGUGAACGAAGACUGUUUCUAUGACCCAGCUGAGAGCGGUGCCACCGGCGCCUCGUCUCAGGUGUCAGCAUAGACGGGGCAUACAGUACCUGGGCUACUUUAGUGGCCACCGAGGCGAUGACUGCGAAGCUGUGCAUGAACUUCAAUGCCUUACAGAUUUAAGUCUCACACUCGCCCACACAAGGUUAGAUGCAAACGACGUGUUCUGAUGGCAGCUCGUCGGCUGGGACUGUGGCUUUCUUCCCCUAGAGAGGCAAAGCGCAGUGAUGAUGACUACAAUGAAUCUGCCAAGCACUGAUGUGUGUCUGCAUCGUCCUCAGCUCUCUGGGCUCUGCCUCCUCCCCACAAACCAUCAGUGCGACGCGUUCCAUUCAAGUUUGCCCCGCAGCUGCUGCUGAUUGGCAGUUUUUAUUCGGUUCUUGACCUUUUUCACGAAGAAUGUCCUCGUCUGUCACUCCCAAACGUUGAGAGGCGGUGAAAUCCACAGGACGCUGAGUUGAGUUUCUCAGGCAGACACUGGUAAUUCGGCAAAGCUUGCCAGGCAACAGGCUUUUGUAUCGAUUCUGUGAAACCAAAAGAAAACGAUUAAUACACCGAACGUUGUACGAAUUUCACUUUAGUACAAAUAUGAAAGGAGGCACUGAAGAAGAAAAAGGUGAUCACAGACGCACCCACAGAGCUGCAACGGUCAAGUGAGACUUCCUGAGAACAGGAGGCAUCAACUACGCCUUUUUUUGCUGUAUUUUGUGCACUAAGAGUACACUGUUUGCCUACAUAUUUGAAAUAUCUGUACAGGUUGUAUUGUUAUUACUGCUGUUUUUAAUUUAUUUCUGGGUUUCAUUAUGUUUAUUUUAUCCUCUUUGGGUUAAGGCUUGAACUCGAGGCUACAGAUUCGGUCGACUCUUAAAUGAGAGAGAACAGUUUGAGAGUUAAUCACUUCAUUUUUAAAUGCAGCUACUGGAUUUGGUUGUGUUUCGCUCCAGAUUGUAAUUUCUUGCAUUGGGAUGUCCAUGUUUUUACUCAGAUGACCGAUUUAAACUGCAAUAAUGUUUAAAACCCGAUGAUUUUAAUGUUUGUAUGUAUCCUGUAUAUAUAAUCUUUUCUAUCUUUGAUACGUUUAUGUAUACUCAUACAUACUUGACACUGUACAGAAACGAAACAGGAUCUUGCAGUAACACAGUUGAUAUUUUUGUAAAGAGCGUUUGCCAUUACAUUAAGUACAUGUUUGUACUAAAAAAAGGCAAACCACUACAUGCUUUACCCUUUCAGCUGAACUCUACCAUGCCUUUAAUGCUAGCAUACCAAUGAAUGUGAAUGCUCCAUUCUGAUGGAACUGUUUUAUAAAUAAAAGUAUAUCUGUGAAAACCA
This is a messenger RNA of Maylandia zebra (zebra mbuna), 8323 nucleotides long. The record is from RefSeq and is a predicted model, not a curated record. NCBI's taxonomy places the organism in Eukaryota, Metazoa, Chordata, Actinopteri, Cichliformes, Cichlidae.